Messenger RNA from Anopheles cruzii, 989 nucleotides. RefSeq lists its product as uncharacterized. NCBI's taxonomy places the organism in Eukaryota, Metazoa, Arthropoda, Insecta, Diptera, Culicidae. Gene Ontology annotation, biological process: tail-anchored membrane protein insertion into ER membrane. Bases 145 to 987 code for a protein of 280 amino acids. Gene Ontology annotation, cellular component: GET complex. The record is from RefSeq and is a predicted model, not a curated record. The transcript is spliced from 2 exons.
UUGGCGGAACGUGGGGAUUCAUUGCAAAAGAAAGUAAUUCGGUCCCGUUGAUAAAUGCGGUAUUGCAAUAAAAUCAUAACAGAAACUGCCAGAGAAUUCCAUCGAAACUUCUGGCUUUCGGACCAUCAACGGGGUUAGGUAACGAUGGACGCCGAUCCCACCGUGGAACAGUCGCCUUCGCCUGCAGAACUACUCGCUGCCCGCCGCCGUGAAGCGCGGCGGAAGAAAAUUUUGGAAAACUCCAACAAUCGCUUGUCCAAAAUCGUCGGACAAAACUCGUCACUAACAACGCCAUCACCAGACGCAGCAAACGAGGAUGAGCCCACUUUUUUACAGCCAGAAAGCAUCAUUUACCCCGACCCGGAAGACGAACGUGUGGUGUACGAAGGCAUUGAGCAUGACCCCUUCCAAGCUGCUACCGAGCAGCCGGAUUUUUCCACCAUGAAUGGCUUAAUGAAUGGCCAAAAUGGUGAUAUUUUUCAGCUGCUUAACCGCCUCAACCAAAUGCAAGCGAACGAAGGGCAGAGCAUGGGUAACGCCGCGGCGGCUCCCGUGCAGCACGUUCGUUUGCGACGAAUUCUCCACACCAAAGUACACCUCAUGGUAGCGGCAAUGAUCGUCUACUUACUCUUUGCCACGGGUAGCGAACGGUUUAUUGGAGGUAGCGUAUUUUUGCCCCUGCUCGCCUGGGAAGUGAUUGAGCUUCUGACGCUCGGCAGCUCGGAUAGCAAUGUCGGUGGUCCCCUACUUAGUUUAGUGCUAAUGUUCGGGGGCAUUCCUAUGCGUACGUCACAGAUGCUACAAACGGUAGCCGGUACGAUCAAUAAGGUGCUGAAAGACGUAACGUUUUUUGUGUUUUUCUUCGUCCUUACGCAUCUGCUGUGGAGCCGGUUCGGACUGGGGCUUGAGCUGAGGUAUGUGCUGGGAUACGACCAGCUGGAACCAACCAUGGACGACACGCUGAUGCCCGGCGGUGUGCUUUCGUAGUG